This is a messenger RNA of Aricia agestis (brown argus), 1961 nucleotides long. It is a transcript of the gene RhoGAP68F, whose product is annotated as rho GTPase-activating protein 1-like. Bases 378 to 1850 code for a protein of 490 amino acids. The transcript has 9 exons. The record is from RefSeq and is a predicted model, not a curated record. Gene Ontology annotation, cellular component: cytoplasm. Gene Ontology annotation, biological process: negative regulation of endocytic recycling; small GTPase-mediated signal transduction. Lineage: Eukaryota; Metazoa; Arthropoda; Insecta; Lepidoptera; Lycaenidae. Gene Ontology annotation, molecular function: GTPase activator activity.
GGUGAAUACCUACCUACCGUACCUACUUUGGUUGUAUGCGUAUUUCGAUUUUGCGAGUUGUGACUGUGUAAUUAAUAAUUAUAUUGCGAUUUAGUCACUCUCUCUUGGUACUUGUUUAUUAAAUUCCAACUAAAUUCUAGAAUACGUGAACGGUGAAACGUAGUUUUCCAUAAAAAAGUACUCUGUGUACGUAGUAUCCCCCUAGUCUGUGAUUCUAGAGAAUGUGUUGACUUCGUUUUAUAUUUACCCACCAAUAUCGUUGUUAUGUUACUUUGCAACUGCUGUGAUCUAAACCAGCUUACCUUUUGUUUCCGCUAAUAUUUAUUUCCGAAGGAAACUUUUUAUUGCCUUGUAUUGCAUCGUGGUUGUACUAAACAAUGGACUCAGAACGUCAACCAAAGUUGAACCCUGUUAGAGCUUUCCAAGUUCUUCAUGGUAAUCUAAUGGAUCCAGAUGAUUCGUACACUAGUCUUUCAGACUGUCACGACUAUGAACCAAGCUUGGAAUUUGAUGAUUCAGAGUUAAUUCAGGCGGGAGCUCUAGCACCACUGCCACCAGAACUGAUCGAUCUUCCUGAUGUUAUAAGCAAACGAUCAGCCAGUGACGGUACUAUAGAGGAGAACUUUGAGGAGGAACUGGCGCCACCAGAGGUUUAUGCUGAGAUCGCGGUCAAGUCAUUGGAUUAUGAUCAUUUUGCCGAGUUAAAUGGAACUGGACUUAUAGAAGUGGUUGGUGAUGAUGAAAUUGGCCGUCGAAUUAUAAUUGUGUCAGCGUGUCGCCUGCCCCCCAGCAAAGAUCUUCACCCGGAUAUAUUACUGAGCUAUCUUAUGUUCACCUUAGACAAAUACGUUGAGCAGGACUACAGUGUUGUAUAUUUCCACUGUGGCCUGUCAAGCAGGAACAAACCACCUCUGUCAUGGCUCUGGAAGGCCUAUAAGGCGUUCGAUAGAAAAUAUAAAAAGAAUCUCAAAGCUCUAUACUUAGUACAUCCAACGAAUUUUAUAAGAAUAGUAUGGCAAAUGCUAAGGCCGGCCAUCAGUGUAAAAUUCGGCAGGAAGAUGAUGUAUGUUAACUAUCUACACGAACUUCAACCUUAUUUGGACGUAGAUAAACUAUAUAUUCCCGAGCCGGUACUAGAAUACAACAAGUUACUGCUCGAGAAGAACCCUCGCGCGGCCGAGGCGGCUCGUCUGCAACAGGAUCAGAUGAAUCAGAGCAAGGAGAAGGCGGCACCCAAGGAAGUAGUGAUGCCCCCACCGACUCAGCAGUUCGGCGUGUCCCUGCAAUUCAUCAAAGAGCACAACCCUAACAUGAUCGACUCCAUCCCGCCCGUCGUAAGGCAGUGCGUCGAGUUUUUAUCGCAGCCGGAAGCUCUGGGCACCGAGGGUAUAUUCCGUCGGUCAGCCAACAUAUCGGUGAUCAAGGAGUUGCAGCGCGCUUGCAACAGGGGUGAACCGAUAUCCUUCAGGAACGAUCCUCAUAUCGCGGCGGUUUUACUCAAGACCUUCCUCAGGGAUCUCGAGGAACCGCUCAUGACUUUCGACCUGUACGAGGAGAUUGUGAAGUUCCAAUCGUGGACUAAUCGCGACAAGCCCCGUCAGGUGAAAAUAUUGAUCCUUGAGCGGCUCCCGUUGGAUAAUUACAAGUUACUCAAAUACAUCAUACAGUUUUUGUGGGAGGUGCAAGACAUGAGCUGCCUCAACAAGAUGACCAGCUCGAACUUGGCCGUUGUGUUCGGACCGAACCUGUCUUGGCCACCUAACGGCAUGAUGUCCCUGCAAGCCAUCGCUCCAAUCAACGCGUUCACAGAUUACAUUCUCGAGCACCAAGAGUCAAUCUUCAUUAUCUAAAAAUGAAAAAGAGCUUAUUAAAAAUGAAACUGUCAAAAAUCUUCAUUCCAAGCUGUUAAAAAAUCAAUUUGUUCUUAAUCAGCUUCUGAUAUUAUAGUAUUUUGCCAUUUA